CCUCCGCCCCGCCUAUCCAACACCUGGAAAGCCGCAGGAGGAAAAAAUGCGAGUGGGGAGGCGGGGCUGCCUUCUUGGCCCGCCUCCCCACUUCUGCGAUUGGCUGUGAGGCCUUGGGUUUUCCCCCCACAGGCCUGCGCCUGCGCGAGGCACAGGACUUCGUUCGAGUCACGCCUGAUGGUGGGAGGUGGUAACCCUGCGUUCUCUUCCGCGGGCGGGAGAGUUAGAUAGCCACUCAAGAAAACACCAUGAAAGAUACUGACAUCAAGAGACUACUGUAUGUCCACCUAUUAUGCAUAUUUUCAAUUAUCCUAAGCAUCUUCAUUCCAUCAUUCUUCUUGGAGAACUUCUCAGUACUGGGAACACACUUGACAUGGUUGUGCAUCUGUUCUGUUUCUGUAACUGCCGUCAAUUUAGUAUCGUAUUUAGUAGUGAAACCAAAUGCAUCUUCUAAAAGAAGUUCAUUAUCAUACAAGGUAACCAGAUUUUUGAAAUGCUGUAUCUACUUUCUUAUGUCUUGUUUCUCCUUUCAUGUAAUUUUUGUUCUAUAUGGAGCACCACUAAUAGAGUUGGCGUUGGAAACAUUUUUACUCGCAGUUACUUUGUCCACUUUUACUACUGUACCUUGUUUAUGUUUGUUAGGACCAAAUCUCAAAGCAUGGCUAAGAGUUUUCAGUAGAAAUGGGGUUACAUCCAUUUGGGAGAAUAGUCUCCAGAUCACUACAGUUUCUAGUUUUGUAGGAACAUGGCUUGGAGCCUUUCCUAUUCCACUCGAUUGGGGAAGACCAUGGCAGGAAUGGCCCAUCUCCUGCACGCUUGGAGCAACCUUUGGCUACGUGGCUGGCCUUGUUACUUCACCACUCUGGAUAUACUGGAAUAGAAAGAAACUUACAUACAAGAACAAUUAAUUGGAGCAACGGGAGAAGAUAUUUCUUUGUGCAGAUUCCAUAAAGACUGUGCAGACAUGUAUAUGGUCUAAGCCAGGCAGUUCCACUUAACAGCACUGUUUUUUAUGUAGUUACAACAUGAUGUGAUUGUAGCUUUUUAAACUAUGAAACCCCUGAGAGAUUGUACCUUCUAGUUGAAAUAAAGUAUUUAUAAUAGA
Molecule: messenger RNA, 1105 nt
Organism: Kogia breviceps (pygmy sperm whale)
Lineage: Eukaryota; Metazoa; Chordata; Mammalia; Artiodactyla; Physeteridae
Gene: PIGF
Product: phosphatidylinositol glycan anchor biosynthesis class F
Biological process (GO): GPI anchor biosynthetic process
Cellular component (GO): endoplasmic reticulum membrane
Source: RefSeq, a predicted model, not a curated record